UCCUGACGGUCUUGUUCAGUUCGCAUAAACGUGUCGACGGACGAGGUACCGGCUAUUCCGCUGUAUCGACCGAUCUUUCCGGCCGCCGUUCUACCCAAUUCUCCACGUGUCAUACCGAAAGUGGUUUUUCGGCUCAUCAUCAUGUCCAGCGAGUUCCUCGGAAAACGUUACAAGCUGUUCAGCAGCGAGAACUUCGACGAGUUCAUGAAGGCACUUGGAGUAGGCAUGGUGACGCGUAAAAUGGGUGCGAGUGUCAGCCCCGUGGUCGAAUUAUCGGAGAAUGACGGAGUUUACACCUUGAAGACGACUAGCCCCUUCAAAAACAUGGAGAUAAAAUUCAAGCUCGGAGAGGAGUUUGAUGAGGAGACCGCGGACGGCAGGAAAGUGAAGAGCGUCUGUACUCUGAAUGGUAACAAACUCGUGCAAGAGCAGAAAGGCGAGAAGCACACUACCAUCGUGAGGGAAUUCACGUCUACAGAGAUGAAAGCGAUCAUGAAGGUCGACGACAUUGUCUGCACAAGGGUAUACAAGGUUCAGGAAUAGAGGUAUCAAGCUGAAGACGUGCACAACCACUAUAUCUGUGCCAGAAGCACUCUAAGAAGGUGUAAAUUAUUGUUUAAAAGCUUGUUGUUUAAACACGAAGAAAGUAUAUUUCUACGGCGGUAAAUAGCAUUGAAACUAUAUAUGUAAUACUACUAUAUUGCUAGCAAAGCUGAAACGCUGCCGAAAACAUUACGGGACAGACAUAUAUGAAUCUGCAUAAGAACCUCUCACUUCCACAAUUCGUGUACUUUGACGCAAAUGCGCAUGCACGUUGAGUCAGCUGAACCUAAUGAAAUUGUGUAUUUAUGGCUGGUUUAUGCUUCAGUCUUAAUCUUAAUCUUAGUCUUAGUCUUAACUUAAUCUUAAGGACUCGUUUAUGCUUCCCUGGAAAUUCGGACUACGCAUGUGCAAAUGUAACGAAACCUAAUCUAACCACAAAUUGUAAUAGACCCCGGUGCUGCAGAUUAUAGUGAAUAUUAAAAUGAAUCGUUAGCGGCAAAAAACUUUAAUGUUUGGAAUGGCACUUUUGUUAUCAAGUGCCUAUGCAGCAUGUGUAUUAUUAAGAAAUUAAAAAAAAA
Linepithema humile (Argentine ant) is the source of this 1121-nucleotide messenger RNA. RefSeq names its product fatty acid binding protein (gene fabp). Gene Ontology annotation, biological process: fatty acid transport. Gene Ontology annotation, molecular function: fatty acid binding. Gene Ontology annotation, cellular component: nucleus; cytosol. NCBI's taxonomy places the organism in Eukaryota, Metazoa, Arthropoda, Insecta, Hymenoptera, Formicidae. The record is from RefSeq and is a predicted model, not a curated record.